CACGUGGAUGUCUGGCCCCGCCCCUUGCCGGAGCGCGGUGGUGGCUGCGGGCUUGGCAGUUGCAGAGGGAGGUCGUGGAGCCGGUCAGGGCACGAGUGGUGCGAAGCUGCUCCUCGGCCCUCGCGAACACUCCGUCGCUUCGUCUUAGCUCGCACCCCCGCUUCCUUCUUCGAGAUGUCUUCUGUGCCGGACGCGGCCGGUGGAGACGAGCUGAAGCAGGCGAAAGAGAUGGAGGACGCCGAGAAGUACUCCUUCAUGUCCACGCUCACCAAGGCGCCCAAGAAGCAAAUCCAGUUUGCGGAUGAUAUGCAAGAGUUCAGCAAAUUCCCAACUAAGACUGGUCGCAGGUCCCUCUCUCGCUCUAUUUCACAGUCUUCCACUGACAGCUACAGCUCUGCGGCAUCCUACACAGACAGCUCUGAUGACGAAGUUUCCCCUCGAGAAAAGCAGCAAACUAAUUCCAAGGGCAGUAGCAAUUUCUGUGUUAAGAAUAUCAAGCAGGCAGAGUUUGGGCGCCGAGAGAUAGAGAUUGCUGAGCAAGAUAUGUCUGCACUGAUUUCACUAAGAAAACGAGCUCAGGGGGAGAAGCCUUUGGCUGGAGCUAAAAUAGUGGGAUGUACACACAUUACAGCACAGACUGCGGUCUUGAUUGAAACACUGUGUGCGCUGGGUGCUCAGUGCCGUUGGUCUGCUUGCAACAUUUAUUCCACUCAGAAUGAGGUGGCUGCUGCCUUGGCUGAGGCGGGUGUUGCUGUGUUUGCCUGGAAGGGAGAAUCCGAAGAUGACUUUUGGUGGUGUAUUGAUCGCUGUGUAAAUGUGGAUAGCUGGCAGGCUAACAUGAUCUUGGAUGAUGGGGGAGACCUGACCCAUUGGGUUUAUAAGAAAUAUCCAAAUGUAUUUAAGAAGAUCAGAGGCAUUGUGGAAGAGAGUGUAACGGGUGUGCACAGGUUAUACCAGCUAUCAAAGGCUGGGAAACUGUGUGUUCCAGCAAUGAAUGUUAAUGACUCUGUCACCAAACAGAAAUUUGAUAAUCUGUAUUGUUGCAGAGAAUCCAUCUUGGAUGGAUUAAAGCGGACAACUGAUGUGAUGUUUGGAGGAAAACAAGUGGUGGUGUGUGGCUAUGGUGAGGUUGGAAAGGGAUGCUGUGCAGCUCUGAAAGCCCUAGGAGCCAUAGUUUACAUCACAGAGAUUGACCCCAUCUGUGCUCUUCAAGCCUGUAUGGAUGGGUUUCGGGUAGUGAAGCUCAAUGAAGUCAUUCGCCAGGUGGAUGUGGUGAUAACCUGCACAGGCAAUAAGAAUGUGGUGACUAGGGAACACUUGGACCGUAUGAAGAAUAGCUGCAUUGUAUGUAAUAUGGGACAUUCCAACACUGAAAUUGAUGUGGCUAGUCUUCGUACUCCAGAGCUGACCUGGGAGCGUGUACGUUCUCAGGUGGACCAUAUAAUCUGGCCUGAUGGCAAGCGAGUUGUGCUCCUAGCUGAGGGACGACUUCUCAAUCUGAGCUGUUCAACUGUUCCUACCUUUGUUCUGUCUAUCACAGCUACUACUCAGGCUCUGGCUCUGAUUGAACUUUACAAUGCUCCUGAGGGACGAUACAAACAAGAUGUGUACCUACUGCCUAAAAAGAUGGAUGAAUAUGUUGCCAGCUUACACCUGCCUUCAUUUGAUGCCCAUCUGACAGAACUAACGGAUGAUCAAGCAAAAUAUCUAGGACUCAAUAAAAAUGGGCCCUUUAAACCAAACUAUUACAGGUACUGAUGGACCAUAAUGCUGAAGACCAGACCACAUAAUCUACACAAGAGCUUUGGCAAGAAUAUUUUUAAAGAACUUUCAGAAACGUUUAAUUUUUUUUUCUUUCAUUAAUUUGAUUUUAUUGUGCCCCUCAUUCCAUUUUAAUAUUAUUUCCCUGUCUUUGUCUGACCCUGCAGACAAUCUGAGAUUCCCCUGCUGCAUCACCACUGAUACAGUAUAUUUCCACUUCCUCACCUCUGUUACUAGGAGGAGGAUUUCCUUUCAUGAUGAAGGGCUUUUCUUUUCUUGUGGUGACUAUUUUUUUUUAAUUUAAAAGUCUCCAGUGCACCUUAGUUCUAGUUGGUAUAUCUGCAAAAUAUUAAGAGUACUAUUUUUCCUGUGUGGAAUUAUCUGCAAAUUCUAAAUUGCCUUAAUGAGCCCAAUUUGUUAGCUGCUAGAUCAUUGCUCCUUUUCCUGCACUGGAACAGAGUUGACACCUUGUGGCCAGCUAGGUUAUAGGUAUAUAUUCAACAAAUACCUAAUCCUUGGUCUGAAUUGUUUGUGGGGGAAAUUUCUGUUAAUUUCUGUGGGGCUGAAUUUCAAAUACUGUUUAUGAUCAGCUAGGCUAUUUUUCCUACAUAAAAUGUGUAGCUGCAUGCCUGAUUACACUAAGCUUAAGGUCAGUUUUACCUUAAGUUGUUAGGGGGUUAGUCUUAAUUGAAAUGGAUAUUAUCUAUCCACUGUCUUCACCUCUCUGGAGGUUUUAGAUUUUAUUUUUGCUUGCUUUCAUCAAGCCAAGAUAAGCCAAUAUUAUAUUUUAAAAAGCCAUGGUGGGAAUUCCUUUUUCCUCCUGAAUUGGAGAAUUUUAAGGCAAAAUAUUUCAGUUAAUACAUUGCAGAAUUGUUUGGGGAUCACUAAGAAUCAGAUCAACCACUUUGAGCCAAGAUGAUCUUCCCUGUGCUCCAGCCCUUCAUAUACACAACAUAGGAGAUGCUUGGAUGAUGUAACAGCUUAGCUUCUCAGAUCCUAUUAAAAAUGAUUCAUUGUGUAAAGCAUCUCCAUCUUCAGGCUCCAUUUGUAGCAAAUGAAUAUUGAAGAUGGAAUCCUUUCCCAUCAUCACUGCUAUUUUAAAUGCUCUGAUUUAAUUACCUUAUCUUAGUAGGCUAGUGUAUUUUGUCCAGAUAACAAGAUUCACUGACCGCUUCUAUGAGAUCAUACUGCAGCCCAGACUUCAUAUUUUAGUUCCAUGAAAAAGAGGGGAAGCCCCAGCACCUUUAGAGAGAGACACAUUUAGCUUAAGGAGGGUGGUUCAAUCAAAUAAAUGUUGCCAUGUCUGAUCACUUCAAACUUGUGCUGAAGCCUCAAAGAGCAGUGACAAGCCAGACACUAUUGUGAAGCAUAGUAAAUACAUGACCAACCUUGAACUUUCUGUCUUUUUAUGUAACUUUGCAGAAAACUUAAUGUAAAUACAGAUGACAUUUCGAACCCCAUGUUCAUUAAAUCUGACAGUUGUAUGAUCCACACUGGGUUGGGUAGACUGUGGUCCUCCUCGGUAGUCUUUCACUGAGGAGCAUAAGUAGCCUGUGAUUUGAUGAGGAGCCUGAUAGCCACCAAACCUUAGUACACCCAUAAUGCCUGCUAUAUAAUUUUCCAAGUCGUAGAUUACUUUUAUCUCAAUGUACAAUCUGUCCAAGAUAGCUGCCCGCUUCCUCUUUGACAGUUGCAUGAUGGCAGCUAGGCUUUACACAGUGGUGCAGGCCCAUGACUGACUUUAAUGCAGAAGCUCCUCCCUCCCGCAGCUCAUCUGAUCAACCCAGUUUCCCAGAAUGUGGCUCUAAAUUAUGUUUGGCCAAAAUGAUCUUCCUUCUUGCUGAAGUAAGCCCUGGCCUCAGUGUACUCGGCUUCCUCUUCAACUGGUCUUUCAGUUUGUUUGCCACUUACCACAAUGGUUGUCUGUCAUUUUGUUUCUUAAUUCUGCAGCUCUAGUACCGCAGGCGCUGUUCCCUGGAUUGGUUUAAUCACACGGAGCCAAGUCUGUGUCCCUCCUGAAGCUCAGCAGGGCUCCUACAUUCCAUUUGUCUGCCUCUGUGUUGCAGUGUCAAUAGAUACCUUAGCUAAGGGCUCCAUCUCAGUAUAAGCCAUGGAAUAACUUCUCAUGCCUGGCGACACCUCAGUUCAGUCAGAGGGAGCAUGUUAUAGCAUCAACCCAGGUGGGGAUAGGUUUAUUUUGUAUAUGAAUGAUUUUUAAUGAAUGCAAUAUUAAUCCUUGCAGAUGAGCAAUAAAUCAUUACGCAAAGUCUGAAUAAAAUGAGCAGAAAAACUA
Hemicordylus capensis (graceful crag lizard) is the source of this 4054-nucleotide messenger RNA. It is a transcript of the gene AHCYL1, whose product is annotated as adenosylhomocysteinase like 1. The coding region runs from base 175 to 1758 and encodes 527 amino acids. The transcript has 17 exons. NCBI's taxonomy places the organism in Eukaryota, Metazoa, Chordata, Lepidosauria, Squamata, Cordylidae. The record is from RefSeq and is a predicted model, not a curated record. Gene Ontology annotation, biological process: L-methionine cycle. Gene Ontology annotation, cellular component: cytosol.